UUGGUUCCGUAGUGGGCGGCUGGCAGCCGUUACCCGGUGCGGUGACCAGACAGGAGUGGGCUCCUCUCCCCGGGAGCCGCCGCGCCAGCGCCCGGAGGGACGCCUCAAAGUCUAGCGCGAGGGCGCAGUCGUCUGGCUGCAGACCCGGGAGGUGGAGGCCGCCAGUCUCCAGCAGACCCUCCCUCUCUGGCCCUUCAGGAUGCGGAGCCGACCCGCCGCCUCCCUCGUUUCCAGGCGCGGACGGUACCGACGAGCCUGGCCUCACUCCCUCUUUCCCGCGCGGGUGUUGAAGGGGCGGAGGUGGGGAGCCCGGCGGCUGCCUGAGGGAAGGGCCGGUCGGUGCUCCCAGCCGCCCCCUGGGACCGCGGGGGACCCUCCCCUCCGUCCUGUCUCCGCGGCAGCCCGUUCCGGGCCCUCCCGAGGGCGCACCGACGGCGUGGGCAAGGGCACCAGGGUGCGCACCGCUGCCGUCUGGGUCCCACCCCUGCAGGAACGAGACAGUUCAGGCACUAGGAUCAGAAAGCGCCAAGGUCAGGAACCCAUUGUGGGUCUGAGGACCCCUGACCAGAGGCCUCUUCCUGGAAGACCCCAGCAGAGGCCCAAGAGCCACAGAACAGAGCAGGCCCUCGAGUUGCUGUUUAUUUCCCAGGAACAGCGGAAAACCACAAAGUCCCAGAGACGGUUGUCGUUCAUGGAUGUGUGUGUGCACUUUACCUGGGAAGAGAUGCAGCUGCUGGACCCUGCUCAGAAGCACCUGUACAGGAGUGUGAUGCUGGAGAACUACAGCAACCUGGUGUCUCUGGGGUAUCAGCCCACCAAACCUGAUAUCAUCUUCCGGUUGGAGCAAGAAGAGCUGCGUGCGAUGCAGGGCCGCGGAUCAAGUAAAGGCCGUCCAGCUCAUUAUACAGGAUACAAUCUCAAGAUACCUAGGAUGAAGCAGGAUGAUUCACAGAAGGAAAAAGAAAACUUGGAUAAAGAAAGAAUUUCAGAUAAUUGCUAAAGGAUGUCCCGUAAAUCUGAGAAAUACCAUGAAUAUAUAUUUUGUCAUUGAUGUUCCGCUGAAGAUACAAAGUAAGAAUAAGCAUCUAAGGGAAAGUCUACAUUCAAUUUACUAUUACCCAGGGUCACUUAGAAUGUAAGUUACUGUAUUGUGUGAUGUAAAUCCACAUUCAACCAAGAAGAUGGUAAUCCAAUACUGUGGGAAAGGAUAGUACUGGAUUUUGUUUGAAGCUUAAAAACAAUGGAAAACUUACCAGACAAAUGAAACUUCACAAUGAUUCAGUGUACAACCAUUAAACAAAAUGGAAUUUCUGUUAAAAAAUCUAA
Eptesicus fuscus (big brown bat) is the source of this 1326-nucleotide messenger RNA. Its product is annotated as zinc finger protein 268. NCBI's taxonomy places the organism in Eukaryota, Metazoa, Chordata, Mammalia, Chiroptera, Vespertilionidae. Gene Ontology annotation, biological process: regulation of DNA-templated transcription. The coding region runs from base 200 to 1000 and encodes 266 amino acids. The record is from RefSeq and is a predicted model, not a curated record. The transcript is spliced from 5 exons.